AUGGAGAAAGCAAUUCUCAUAAUGUUUCUCGUAGCAACAUCAAUGGCUUACCAAACUCUCGCUCAGGAAGAAGAGAUCAGUCCAUCUCCACAACAAUUUGUAGACGUACCAGCUGCUGUUUACGACCAUGAACUCUUAAGCCACAUGACGACACAACGCGUCAGAUUUCUCCAAGAUUGUUCGGACAAAUUGAGCUCGAAAUGCGGAAUCGAAAUGACCGAAGGAUUGGUCAACGACAAGGCCGUGUCCGAGGAAUGUUGUAAGGACAUUUUGAAGAUUGGAAGAGAAUGUCACGAAGGAUUGAUGAAUUUGGUUUUCUCAACUUAUGAGUUAAAGGAUAUUGCUAAUGAGAUUCUUCCUCGGAGCAAACGGAUUUGGAACCAAUGUGUUCAAACUACUGCUGCUAGGAUCGGUGUACCUUUUACUUUUGAAACUUGA
Messenger RNA from Arabis nemorensis, 438 nucleotides. NCBI's taxonomy places the organism in Eukaryota, Viridiplantae, Streptophyta, Magnoliopsida, Brassicales, Brassicaceae. The record is from the annotation of a GenBank genome assembly.